AUUCUGCUGUGCUAAACUCGUAAGCUCUAACCUUCACGAUUUUCGCUCUGUGAAAAACUCUCCCUCCAAUUUCCAGUUCUCUACGGAAGGUCCAAUCUCAUGGCCUUUGUCAAUGACGACGCAGAAAUCACCUCCUUCGCCUGCUCUUCAGAGAUGGAGAAGUUCCUCUGCGACCGCUUGAACGACCCUUCUCAGCCCAUUGCCGAGCGCUUCCGAGCUCUGUUCUCCCUCCGCAACCUCAAGGGCCCCGCCCCUCGCGAUGCCCUCAUUCUUGCGACUAGAGAUCCUUCGAAUUUGUUGGCUCAUGAGGCUGCAUUUGCAUUGGGCCAAAUGCAAGAUACAGAUGCAAUCCCAGCGUUAGUGACUGUUCUUAACGAUCUUUCUUUGCACCCCAUUGUUCGGCACGAGGCAGCAGAAGCUCUUGGAGCUAUUGGCUCAGAGAGUAAUAUUCCUUAUUUGGAAAAGAGCUUGGCUUUAGAUCCUGCUCAAGAGGUUAAAGAGACAUGUGAAUUGGCCCUUAAGAGAAUUGAACAACUGAAAGAUUCUAGUAAAGAAGGUGAAUCAUCCACAGUUGAAAAGUCACCAUUUCUGUCUGUCGAUCCAGCUGCCCCAGCUUCUUCUGAUUCUUCAGUAUGUCAACUUAGGGAAAUUCUUCUGGAUGAUGAUAAGGGCAUGUAUGAGCGCUAUGCAGCCCUUUUUGCUUUACGGAAUAAUGGCAACGAUGAAGCUUUAACUGCAAUUAUCAACUCUUUAAGGUCCAAAAGUGCUCUGCUAAAGCAUGAGGUUGCUUAUGUAUUAGGCCAAUUGCAAAACAAAGCAGCUUCAGAUGCUCUCUCCAAUAUUCUUGAGGAUGUUAAUGAGCAUCCAAUGGUUAGACAUGAGGCUGCUGAAGCUCUUGGUUCCAUUGCAGACGAAAGAAGCAUAGCACUUCUCAAGGAGUUUGCAAAGGAUCCUGAGCCUAUUGUCUCGCAGAGUUGUGAGGUUGCACUAAGCAUGCUGGAGUAUGAAAGGUUGGGAAGAUCAUUUGAGUUCCUGUUCAUGCAAUCUCCUCAAGUGCAAUAAGUUGCAACAAACAGAAAAUAGCAUCAAUUGCGAAGUUUUAUAGGUGAUAUGCCUUUGACUUAGUGGAGAUAGUCAAGAUUGGAGCAAUAUAGACAGUAAUUAUCUAUGUUUAUUGUUCCAUUUGGAUAUAUCUAAACUUUCCUCAAUUGGAAUGAAAGAUACAGAAAUCUUACCAAAAAAGAUAUUGAAAAUUAUAUAUUUUC
This is a messenger RNA of Cucurbita moschata (crookneck pumpkin), 1265 nucleotides long. RefSeq names its product deoxyhypusine hydroxylase. Gene Ontology annotation, biological process: peptidyl-hypusine biosynthetic process. Gene Ontology annotation, molecular function: deoxyhypusine monooxygenase activity. The transcript is spliced from 8 exons. The record is from RefSeq and is a predicted model, not a curated record. NCBI's taxonomy places the organism in Eukaryota, Viridiplantae, Streptophyta, Magnoliopsida, Cucurbitales, Cucurbitaceae. The coding region runs from base 100 to 1062 and encodes 320 amino acids.